This is a messenger RNA of Colias croceus (clouded yellow), 674 nucleotides long. RefSeq lists its product as uncharacterized. The coding region runs from base 91 to 603 and encodes 170 amino acids. NCBI's taxonomy places the organism in Eukaryota, Metazoa, Arthropoda, Insecta, Lepidoptera, Pieridae. The record is from RefSeq and is a predicted model, not a curated record. The transcript is spliced from 2 exons.
GACCCACGGCGAACGUGUGAACUAAAUUUGACAGGUUGAAGAGCUUUGUUAAAUUUUAUUAAAUAAUCCACGUUUAUAUUGUUGUUUACUAUGCCAAAAGUAUUGGAAAGUGCAGCUCGAGAGGUGAUUUUCAAAGUGAAGUUAUUUUGUGAAGCGGAAAAGAAAAAUAAAGAUGUUCUGAUCCCAAUAAUGAAUGUUAUGUCUCGAGUGGCCGCCAUGACCGGUGUGUCAAAACAAAUUGUGUCUAAGAUUAUAAAAGAGGACAACAUAGUAACCAAAAGAUCCAGUAAAAAUGAGUCUCACGGGAAGAGUCGACCACAUGCAAAAAAAAAAGUUGCAAAAAAGAUACGAAAAAAAAAGGUAGUAGAAAAAGAUAUUGCACAAAGCACAGAAGAAAUAAUCACAUUGCCCGAAGCUGCUUAUGAAAUAAUUAUUCCAGCAGAAUCGAGUAGGCAAAGCUUAGACGAACAGUGUCAGGAAGGUACGUUCGGGACUAUAAAUUCUACGGAAAGCGGCAGAGAUACAGUUUCCGACCAUUCAAACAUCGAUAAUGAUAAAAAAAUUACAGUUACUAGAGCAUUAAGUGAUCAUAAUUACUUAUAAGCAAUAUAAUUUUGUAAGUUUGUUGAUGAUAAUGUUAUUAACUAUAUAAAAUAAAAGUUUUUUUUAUCAUA